UCACAUUGCAGUUCUAUUUCUACAUGAACCCCACUCACCAUUUGCGAACAAAGUCGCGCCAAUUCGAGUUCAAAUCUGUGAACUGUAAUUCUGUCAACCGACAACCGUAACGGAUAUAUUCACCUCAGAGAACCAAACUAUGGAUUUGGUUAGGAGACCAUUGGGUCCGAUCUGCUGCACUGUAUCAUCCAAUACAAGAAGGGGGACAAGGCCUGGUGGAUAUUAAGAUGUGGAGAAUUGGGAAGAUGAUGAUCACUGUUGGCUGACAUUUAAAACUUCAGUUUUUGCCAGGUUUUUUCAACAAAAUGGAGGGAUUUUCUUGCCCAGUUCCCUCUCUGUGAUGUUCUCCCCUCCCCUCCACACUGCACUCAUUCAUUCAAAUACUGAGCCGCCUACUGGAUCGUGUUUACUUCUCUGAAGAGCUUCUGGAGCAAAUACUAUUACAGGAACCAGUCGCAGUGAACACACAGCAGCUGAUUUAUUAUCUCAUGCAAAUCUGCUGCAAGUGCUGAACUUUCAACACUGUGUGUGUGUGUGUGUGUGUGUGUGUGUGUUUAGGAGGAGAAUCUCACACACACGUCCAGCUGCUGUAGCAGUGAAAUCAGACUUUCAGCUCCAUCAGCCUCAGUUUUAUUUACACCUGCACCAUGAGGAAAGGCUCCUGUUGCAUGUUCACGUCUGGAAUCCUCGGCGCUCUUCUCCUGGUAACGGGAGUCACCCUGUUUGUGUCCGGAGUUUUCCAGACCUUGAUCCACAACAAGCUGAAGAGAGAGAUCACGCUGACAGAAGGCAGUAAAGUUUUUGCCACAUGGAAGAAUCCGACGCCUCCAGUCUUCAUGGAGUUCUUCUUCUUCAACGUCACCAACCCUGAAGCCUUCCUGAAAGGAGAAGCCAAACCUCACCUUACUGAGAUGGGGCCAUACACAUACAGAGAGUACCGGCCCAAACACAACGUGUCGUUUGUGGACAAAGGGACGAAGGUUGCCGCUUAUACGCCCAAGAUUUUCGUCUUUGUGCGUGAGAAGUCAGUCGGAGACCCGAGCGUGGAUACGGUGACGACGGUGAACAUCCCGGCGAUGGCCGUGAUGGAUCGGCUCAAAGGUGCGGGAUUCUGGGUUGCCUCCGGCAUUUCCAUCUACAUGGGCUCCAUUGGCACCACCAUGUUCAUGACGCGCACGGUGGACGAGCUGCUCUGGGGCUUCAAGGACCCGCUGCUCACUCGCCUGAAAACCAUAAAGCCAGACACGGAUGAAUACUUCGGCCUCAUGUAUAACAAAAACGGCAGCAAUGAUGGUGAGUUUGUGUAUCACACCGGAGAGCAGAACUACCUGGACUUCGGCCGCAUCUACACCUGGAAGGGAGAAAAGAUGCUGUCGUUCUGGAAAACCAACCAGAGUAACAUGAUCAACGGCACCGACGGCAGUGCCUUUCACCCAUUCCUGACCAAAGAAGAGCGACUGAAUGUCUUCACCCCUGAUCUCUGCAGGUCCAUCUACAUGCGCUUUGAGAAGGAGGUGGAGGUGAAGGGAAUCCCCGCGUACCGCUUCACACCUCCCCGGGACGUGCUAGCCAGCGGGAAGAACAACCCAGAAAAUGAGGGAUUCUGUGUCACAAAGAAAUGCCUGGAUGACGGUGUGCUGGACGUGUCUGUGUGUCGCAAAGGUGCUCCUGUAGUCGUAUCUUUCCCUCACUUUCAUCUGGGCGAUAAGAAGUAUGCCAAUGCCAUCGACGGUAUUUCUCCAGUCCACGAGCAUCAUCAAACCUUUCUGGAUCUAAACCCUACUAUGGGAAUGCCUGUUCGUGCCAUGAAAAGAACCCAGAUCAACAUCCAUCUUGACAGAGUAACCGGCUUUCCUUUGACAAGGAAUCUCAACAGCACGAUCUUCCCCAUUGUGUUCCUGAAUGAGUCGAUGGUGAUUGACGACGCUUCGGCCGCAAGGAUUCACAAGCUGCUGCUGAUCGUGACUCUAGUCUCUCAUUUCCCUCUCAUCCUCAUCAUUCUGGGAUUCAUCCUGCUCUCCAUCACCAUCAUCCUCGCCUAUUGCUUCUAUAAAAACAAGACGCUGGAACACACUGUCCCACCAACACUGGAACUGGAUCCCUCUAGAUCCGUUUUACCACAAUGAUGAUUGUAGAGGAGAGUGAGACAAACUUUCGCUUGGCUCCGAAGCGAAAGCUUAAUUCAUAAGCAAAGAAAGACACAUCAUCCCCUCCUGUGAGCAGCAAAGCCGACGAUCACAAUCAAGAGAUAAAUGAUUUUUAAUUUAGUGAGAGUGUGUGUGUGUGUGAGUACUUGUUUAUCUAUCUAACGGGACCACGGUGCCAUUACACAUUUAUACCAACAAAGCCAAGUUUUAUGGGUUAAAUCAAGCAGAAAUAUCUCUUUAAGGUAAUGUCAAGAGAAAUGGAGUGUUCUCUUCCAAACAAUUUGAUAAAGAUUUACAUGAUAAGAAAAGGGAAAAUGUGCUUCAAAAGUGAAUAUAAAAAUUGGGCUCUUAGAGCUCUUGAGUGUGUGUAGAAGAUCUGUUGAAUAUAGAAAGAGUUUACAAGCAAGCAGCAAGCAGAAGCCAGCUCCAGACCACAACCCUCAGAACAUCAAAGAACACACAUGAUUUUUUACAGAAGAACAUAUAUUGAGUAGAGAAGAUGGUAAGCUUUAAAAUAUAAUUGUUUAUUCUGGCCCAUGGAACUUCCAGCUUAGCUGCUAUAGAGUGGUGUAUCUAGCUUUUGCCUUUGCAAGAAAUAAUAAAAUGAGAAUGAGGACUGCCCUCAAACACUGA
Molecule: messenger RNA, 2780 nt
Organism: Megalobrama amblycephala (Wuchang bream)
Lineage: Eukaryota; Metazoa; Chordata; Actinopteri; Cypriniformes; Xenocyprididae
Product: lysosome membrane protein 2-like
Exons: 16
Coding region: 648-2126 (492 amino acids)
Biological process (GO): receptor-mediated endocytosis; protein targeting to lysosome
Cellular component (GO): cytoplasm; lysosome; membrane
Molecular function (GO): scavenger receptor activity
Source: RefSeq, a predicted model, not a curated record